Molecule: messenger RNA, 2088 nt
Organism: Ostrea edulis (European flat oyster)
Lineage: Eukaryota; Metazoa; Mollusca; Bivalvia; Ostreida; Ostreidae
Product: sphingomyelin synthase-related protein 1-like
Exons: 5
Coding region: 338-1549 (403 amino acids)
Biological process (GO): ceramide biosynthetic process
Cellular component (GO): endoplasmic reticulum membrane; Golgi membrane
Molecular function (GO): protein binding; sphingomyelin synthase activity; ceramide cholinephosphotransferase activity
Source: RefSeq, a predicted model, not a curated record
GACGGAUUGAUUAUGGGACGGAAUGUCUAGAAAUCUCUCUAGUCAGGUGCUCUACCAACUGAGCUAUCUGGCCACCGGCGGUCGAACCCGGCUGACCGCUACAUUCCUCCCACCAAUCUCCCCUCUCAGUCAUGAUAGCUAGAACCGAUUCAUUUCUUUCGGUAUUUAGUUUCACCAUAAUUACUUCCUGUUUAUGUUGACAUGGAUGUUCACGCGGCCUCAGCCCGGCGCGGCAUAGUUCAAAGUCCGCUGUUAAACGAAGGAUGCAGGCAUAUGAUUUGAAAGUUUUACUUUAACCACGGUUUUACAGGAUAUUCAGUAUAGAAACUCAUCUGCAAUGUCGAUGAAGGGGUCAAGAAAGAAAGCAGUGGUGAAUUGGAACUGUGAAAUGGUGAGGCAGUGGCUUGUCAGUGAAGGUUUUCCGCAGUAUGCCAAAACUUUCUGUGAUACCCAUAAAAUAGAUGGCCAAGUCCUGCUGUCUUUAACAGAGAAUGACCUGAAGCAACCUCCAUUACAGCUCUCUGUUCUCGGUGAUAUCAAACGACUGAUGUUUCAUAUUGAUGCUCUGCGCAGUAAUAUUCGUAGUUCAGAAAUUCAACAGUCUUGCAAUGCUGAUAAUUCAAAUGAAGAUGAACUAUUCACAGGAACUUUGGACUUUAUAACUCGUAAAAUAAACAUUCAGCACUCUCAUAAUUUAGAUUCUGAGAUCUGGAAAACCGUUCUCAGUUUUAUAUAUGUAUUUACUGUUUUUUUGGUCACUGCCUUUGUGAUGGUGAUUGUCCACGAACGAGUGCCAGACGUGGAGAAAUAUCCCCCGCUUCCUGAUAUAUUUCUUGAUAAUGUGCCAUUCAUACCAUGGGCAUUUCAUGCUACAGAAUUAAUUGGAAUGAGUUUAGGUGCCAUAUGGUUUUCAAUCCUCUUCUUUCAUAAACACAGGUUCAUCCUGAUGAGAAGAAUGUUUUCAUUGUUGGGAACUCUUUUUCUCCUGCGCAGUGUCUGCAUGCUCAUAACUUCUCUUUCUGUGCCAAGUAAACAUUUAGAUUGUGAGAAAAAGUCAUAUGGAGACAUGUGGGCUAAGUUGGGGAGGGCAUUUGAGAUCUGGUCUGGCCUUGGGAUGACCGCUACAGGGGUCAGGACCUGUGGGGAUUACAUGUUCAGUGGACACACAGUUAUCCUCACCAUUCUAAACUUUUUCAUCACUGAAUACACACCAAGAAAGUUAUACUACUUGCAUACCUGCAGCUGGAUGGCCAACAUGUUUGGAGUUUUCUUGAUUCUCGCGGCACAUGAGCACUAUUCGAUUGAUGUGUUUGUGGCCUUCUAUCUCACCUCACGAUUGUUCUUAUAUUACCACACACUGGCAAACAAUCGCUCAUUGAUGGAUCGGGACAAAGGACGAAGACGAUUUUGGUUUCCCCUUUUUUCUUUCUUUGAGUCUAGAUGUAAUGGGGUAGUUCCUAAUGAAUUUGAAUGGCCAAUCCCUAAACUUAUAGAAAGUGUUAGGAGCUCUUUUGGAAAUGUAACAUCCCGGAAACCCAAGAAGAGUUGAUAUAAUGGAAUUCUAAAUCUUUUGCUACUCGGCUAUUAUGGUUGGGUUCGUGAAUCUUUUUGAUAUGUGUAUACACAUAUAAUACACAUAUAAAUAUGUUACAUAAUGUGUGAUAGUAAUAACCUGUAUAUUUACUCUUCAUUGUGGAGCAUGAUUAAAUGUAUUUGGUUAAGAAUACAUAUGUUCUGCGCGAGAACAAAUAUGUUGACCAUAUUAUCCCUUCAACAAUAAUGUUACUAUAUGAUGGUGUAUAUUUUAUUGUGUGUUGUAUACUUGAGUACAAUGUUUGUUUCUUAAGUGCCAAAUAUUUUAUAAUCAUCAUAUUUAUUGUGACUUUUACUUCUUGUAAAGAUCAGCAUAAUGCAUGUACCUGUUGAAUUACAUGCUUGUGUGGCAUUAACCUCUGUAAAACCUAUUUGCAACUGUGAAAGGCAGGGAUUUUAAAUAGUCCACUAUUGUGCUUUUAUCAUACUGAUUUUGAUUGUUACAUUUUGUGGUAUUUUCUAUCAAAAUAAAUACAUGUAUUUACAAACUGAAAA